AUGCUCUAUUUCAUUUACAACACAGAGGGGGUCGGUGUGGUGGUGGCGCACUGCUUGAGAGAAGGAGAGUUUGUCGCCCAGGUGAGGGCACUGAGGCACUGUGGAAAGGGUGUGGUUGCGCUGGCUGCCCCGCCCCGCCAUGCUCUAUUUCGUGUACAACAGCGAGGGGGUCGGGGUGGUGGUGGCGCACUGCUUGAGAGAGGGAGAGUUUGUCGCGCAGGGAGGGUCAGGGUGGGGGUGGCGCACUGCUUGAGAGAAGGGGAGUUUGUCGCGCAGGUGAGGAGCACGUUUGAGGCACCCCAGGAGGGCGUGGGGGUGGGGGUGGCGCACUGCUUGAGGGAAGGGGAGUUUGUUGCCCAGAUUCCUCUCUACUCGGACGGCAAGAAUGUGCCAUCACAAGAGGACUGUGAGCGCAUGGUGCGGGCGUUGAUAGGGGAUUCUUCCAUCCCCAUCGCCAUCCGUUCUGUCAAGCCCUGGAUCAUGGCUGCUCAAGUCGCCUCUCACUACCUCGCUGCACCGCCGCCAACCCCUUUACACCGCCCAGCACCAGCAUUGCUUGCGGCUUCGUCCCACGUCGCCUCACAAAACCUCUCCACACCACCACCAACCGCUUCGCACCACCCGAUACCUUCGCACCACCCGGCACCAGCACUGGGCAGUGAGGGGCAUAACACUGGGGAGGGGUACGACUCAUAUGAGCCGCGUGUCAUCCUAGUCGGGGAUUCAGCCCACCGCUUUCCCCCGGCUGGUGGCUUUGGCAUGAACACGGGCAUUCAGGACGCGCACAACCUCGCAUGGAAGCUCGCAGCUCUGCUCCAAGGCACCGCCUCCCCCGCCCUGCUCUCCACAUACGAGGCAGAGAGGCGCCCAGUGGCCGUGGAAAAUACCCAUUUGAGUGUCAGCAACUUCGAGUCUGCUCUGGCUGUCCCCAGAGUCCUGGGUCUGGAACCCAACGCUGCCAGCCUUUUCUCAGCUGCCCUUACCUCUUCAACAGCCAAUCAGUUCCUGCCACGUCAGCUCCAGGCGACCCUCAUAGAGGCUGGGCUAUCAGCAGGGCGACAGCUGCUGCUCUCUGAUUGGCUGCUGAACCCAGCCAAUCCUGUGGGAAGAGAGCGGCUGGCAGCGGUGCAGAGGAGUUUGGUGGAGGGGAAGAGCCUGCAGCUACUUUUCCCACAGCACGACUUGGGUUUUAGGUACAAGAGCGGCGCCCUAUCCCUCUCUACUUCAGACGUCCCUCAAGCAGCAGCAUACGAUUCCCAAGCUCGAACAGCCAGCUCCACCUCCUUCACUCCCUCCACUCUCCCCGGCGCCCGCCUGCCACACCGCACGCUCACCCUGCUGCUGCCCUCCGCUGCUGCAACAACGGGCCAUCAGUCCAAAGAGCCGCCGGGUGCAAGCAGCACACGUGGGUCCAAGGGAACCGCAUCACCUCUCGAAUUCGAAAUCGGCCCUUCUCUUUCCUCCAUCGACCUCUCUCCUCUCGGCUCCAUCACCCCCACUCUCCUCCUCCCUCUCGGCCCCCACACUCCCCUCUGGCUCGCCUCCUCUCUCCGCGCACACUCCCUCACUUGCCUCCCCCUCCGUCUCGUCCUCCUCGCUCCCCACCCCUCCUCCUUCUCCCCUCUCCCUUCCCUCCUUGCUCCUCUCGGCCUCUGCGUAGAGCCUGCUAGCACGGAAGGGGGUGGUGGUAACCGUGUAACAGGGAAGGGAGUCAGUGCAAGCGAGUUUAGAGACCGCAUCCCACCCAGGCAACAACACGCCGAUACAGCCGGUUCAGCUGGUAUGGGAGAAGCAGCGAGCACAGCAGAGGAGAGGGGUGCAGAGAGGGGGGAGUGGUUGGCAUGGUUGGCAGGGGUGGGGGAGUCGGGUGCUGUUCUUGUAAGGCCUGAUGGGCACGUGGCAUGGCGCAUGAUGCACCCACCUGCUGCUGGGACUGGCAGUGGUGCUGAUGGGGUUGGCAGCGGUGCUAAUGGAACUCGCAGUGGUGCGGCUGGUAAUGGCAGUGGUGCUGAUGGGACUGGCAGUGGUGCUGAUGGGAUUGGCAGCGGUGCUGCCAAAUCUUGUGAUGGUGUGCAGUCACAUGAGUCCAUGUCAGAAGCUGCUGAUGACAUUGCAGGAGCUCUGCGAUGUGUAUUUGGAUGGGAGGACUUAUAUCAAUUGCAGGAGCAAUUGCAUUCAUAG
Molecule: messenger RNA, 2181 nt
Organism: Closterium sp. Naga37s-1
Lineage: Eukaryota; Viridiplantae; Streptophyta; Zygnematophyceae; Desmidiales; Closteriaceae
Source: the annotation of a GenBank genome assembly